AUGGAAUCUAAACCUGAAAAGACCAUCCUCGAAGCCUACAUGGGCCUAUACAUGAGAGUAUCAAGGAACCAUAGCACUCUUGAAGAGCUUGUUGCAGCCUAUCCAUCAUUGAAGGAAAAGAGCCUUUCUUGUCCCUCCGCGCUGACUGGUGAAGAGCGGCGUAUAUUUCUCGAUUUUCCUGAUGUGGAUAUGGAGACAGCGAAUAUCAGAGCGGCGACAGCUCUUUCGCGUGCGGAGUUGAUUGAGAAAGCUGUUGCGGAUCCGAACAGCCUCACGCAAGAAGAAACACUGCUGCUUUUAGCCAGGUUCUGGACGCCUGAGACAGAUGCGGAGCGCGUGGUGAUCUGGGAACUCCUUUGUGAAACGGAAGAAAUAAUCAUGGGAGAAGAAGAAGCAUCAUUUGAAGCAUAUUGA
This is a messenger RNA of Botrytis porri, 414 nucleotides long. RefSeq lists its product as uncharacterized. The record is from RefSeq and is a predicted model, not a curated record. The coding region runs from base 1 to 414 and encodes 137 amino acids. NCBI's taxonomy places the organism in Eukaryota, Fungi, Ascomycota, Leotiomycetes, Helotiales, Sclerotiniaceae. The transcript has a single exon.